Molecule: messenger RNA, 762 nt
Organism: Cylicostephanus goldi
Lineage: Eukaryota; Metazoa; Nematoda; Chromadorea; Rhabditida; Strongylidae
Source: the annotation of a GenBank genome assembly
AUGGCUUUUGCUUGUCUUUUCGACAUUGUCAUUUGUUUGUAUCAGGUGAAACAGUUUGUGAAUAUACGAGAUACCCAUGCACACCCGGGUGCGGUCUUCUUCUCAUGCAUGGAUGCACGAAUGUUUCCAGCAAGGAUUACAUCGACAACAGUUGGAGAUAUGUAUGUGGUUCGUAAUCCGGGCAGUAUGAUACCUCGAGCAGAAAAUUAUGGAUCUUGCGGGUGUGAAACUUCUCUCUCGACCGAAGCUGCAGGAUUGGAGUUAACCGUGAAGAGGGGUGGUAUAAAACAUGUGAUCAUAUGUGGGCAUUCCAACUGCAAAGCUAUGAACACCCUAUAUAACCUCCAUAAAAAUCCAAAGAAGUUUGAUGCAAACUCCCCAUUGGACCUCUGGAUUCGUGAGCAUGGAUUUUUAUCGUUGAAAAAAUUAGAAGAGCGUCUGGCUAGCAAGACCGCAAAGCCGCUGAAGUAUUCAACACCUGAUGGGGCUUUUAGUUUUGAGGCAAUAAUUGAUGAAGAGAACAAAUUCGAUGUGGAGGAUAAACUAUCACAAAUAAACACCUUGCAGCAAAUGGAAAAUUGUGCUAGUCAUGGAUUCUUGGCGGAUAUCCUUGCGAACAAGGCAGCAGAUCUACACGCGAUGUGGUUUGACAUCUUUGCUGGAGAAACAUAUUUAUUCAGCAGACCGCGUCGAAAGUUCAUUUUGAUUGAUGAAAAAACGGUGGAUAGUUUGCAAGAAGAAGUCAAGCAGCACGUUGCAUAA